Molecule: messenger RNA, 1424 nt
Organism: Manihot esculenta (cassava)
Lineage: Eukaryota; Viridiplantae; Streptophyta; Magnoliopsida; Malpighiales; Euphorbiaceae
Exons: 6
Coding region: 127-1167 (346 amino acids)
Source: RefSeq, a predicted model, not a curated record
CCGUAAGUUCCUUAGAAAGAUCACAGAAAAAUCAGAGAAGACCCAUGGAGAGGAGGAGGAGAAAGAAAACCAACUUUAAAUUGCCUCACUUCUAUCUUCCUUUUUCUUUAUUUUCUUUCUUCAAGGAUGGCUGAACAUGUUUCUUUACCCAACAAGGAUUCAUUGACGACAAAGGCACCCAAGAAAUCUACAUUAUCAUUGAGAUUACUGGUGUUAGCAUUCACAGUGAUCUGUGGAGUCUACAUUUGCUCCAUAUGUCUAAAACAAACAGCUCCCCACACAACAGCCACACUCCUAAAUUCCAAAAUAUUCUACCAACCAUGUAAUAUUUCAAAUGCAGAACCAUGGGAACUUUCUUACAUGCAUUACCCAGAACCUCAAACAUUUAGCAGAGAAGAAUGUGCCUGCAAUCCUGUAAGAUACUUUGCUAUAUUGUCCAUGCAGAGAUCUGGAAGUGGGUGGUUUGAGACAUUGUUAAAUAGUCAUAUUAAUGUUAGCUCUAAUGGAGAAAUCUUCGGAGCGAAAGAUCGAAGAGAGAAUAUUUCUGCAAUUGUGAAGACACUUGAUAAAGUAUAUAAUCUUGAUUGGUUCAGUAGUGCUUCAAAGAACGAGUGCAAUGCUGCUGUUGGGUUCAAAUGGAUGCUUAAUCAGGGAGUGCUGGAACAUCACGAUGGCAUAGUGGAGUAUUUCGAUAAGAAAGGAGUUCAUGCCAUCUUUCUAUUCAGAAGGAAUUUGCUACGCAGAAUGAUAUCAGUACUUGCAAAUUCCUAUGACAAAAGUGAAAAGCCACUCAAUGGAACCCACAAGUCUCAUGUCCACUCAUCUGCAGAGGCUAAGGUACUUGCAAAGUACAAGCCUAGAAUAAAUACCACCACCUUACUGUCCGACCUCAAGCACGUUGCUGAUAGAGCCAACAGGGCCAUAAAGUACUUCAAGAGCACUCGCCACAUCGUCGUUUACUACGAAGAUGUCAUGGGUAAUAGCACGAAACUGAAGGAAGUUCAAGAGUUUCUGAGAUUGCCAUAUGGUGAGCUCACAAGUCGUCAGAUUAAGAUACAUAGUGGGGUUCUAUCUGACCAAAUUGAGAACUUGGAUGAGGUCUUACAAGUGCUGAAUGGAACAUCGUACGGCAGCUUUCUUCAUUCAGACUACCCAGAUGUAGUAUAAUGAUUCCAUUUACAAUUUUUUUUUCUUCAUAUCGAUUUUCGCCAUACAGAAUCUCUCCAUAGUUCUGACUGCAGCCCGAUGCUGCUUCUUCCCUUACUCUCCUAAUGUUGUCUCCGUCAUUACAGUGAUUAGAUAAGCCUUGUAUAAGCAUAUAUCAUCAGAUAAACCUAUUUAGCAAGACAGACUGCUCAUAAUUUCUUUCUCAUGGCUGUAACCAUCAAUAAUUAUAUUUGUUUGAACAGUAAGCAGCUUGAUCG